AUGGACACAUUAGAUCAAUCAAAUAAGCCACAUAGGGGUAAGUUUUUAUUUUUUCAUAUAUAUAACGACACAAAACGUUAUUUCUAAUUUUAAUUUUGUUUCAGCUCACAAGAAAGGUGGAAAAGCCGUCAAGAAGUUGAAGAAUGACGCCAGUCAGAAAGGAAACAACCCUAGAGCUUUUACUUUUAACUCAGCAGUUAAGGCACAUCGUAAAAUUAAACGGUAAGUUAAUUAAUAGAUUUUUUAUAUUGUUUUACGUUUAGAGCCGCUGAUUUGAGCGAAAAGAAGAAGCACAUUCCGGUAGUUGAUCGUACACCUCUUGAACCACCGCCAAUAGUUGUGGCAAUUGUUGGGCCGUCUAAAGUUGGUAAAAGCACAUUGAUUAAGGCUUUAGUCAAGCAUUAUUUGAGGCAAAACUUGACUGAGAUCAAAGGUGGGUAGUGUAAUAUUUAUUUUUGUUGAUCUAGAUGUUUAUUUAAGAUUUAGUGUAAUUCUUUAGUUUCAUUAUAUUUAGAACAGUCUAAGAUAAUAUGAAUUAAUGUGAUGUUUUAGGGCCUGUUUCAUUAGUUACGGGUAAAAAACGAAGGAUAACAUUGAUCGAAGUGCCUAACGAUGUGAAUGCUAUGAUAGACAUUGCGAAGGUGGCGGAUUUGACGUUGUUAUUGUUGGACGCUUCUUUUGGAUUUGAAAUGGAGCAUUUUGAGUUUAUUAACAUUUGUCAAGUUCAUGGAAUGCCAAAGUUUAUGGCUGUUAUGACACACAUGGACUUGAUCAAGAAGAAGGAGAAAUUGAAGGAACAAAAGAAGGUAAUUUUUUUAAUUUUGGUAAAAAACUUUUUUUUUAAUUUUUGAUUGAAAAUGCUAAAAUACGACUUUAAAAAAUAUAACAUUAUCUAUUUUUAGAUGAUCAAACACAGACUCUGGAAAGAGGUUUACGCUGGAGCCAAGCUGUUUUUCUUGACCGGCAUGAUUCAUGACACUUACCUAAAGGUUGAAGUUCGAAAUCUGGCUAGAUUUAUAUCGGUUAUGAAGUUCAGGCCAAUGCAAUGGCGUGAUGCUCAUCCAUUUGUACUGUGCGAUCGUAUGGAAGAUAUUACUGAUGCGGAAAGUGUGCGAGGUGAUCCUAAAGUCGACCGGUCGGUACGUUAAUGAUUUUUUAGUAUAUAAAAUUUAGCUAGCUUAGAUUUUAGAGCUGGAUUUUUACGAAUAUAACAUCUACUUUAACGAUUAUAUUAUUUUAGGUAUGCCUUUACGGCUGGUUGCGCGGAACCUACUUAAGAAACCACACAGCUGUACAUGUGCCUGGAAUUGGUGAUCUACAGUUAAAAAGCGUUGCAGUGUUACCAGAUCCGUGUCCUUUUCCGGAAAAAGAAGCUAAAAGAAGUCUGAAUCAAAAGGAAAGAGUUGUAUAUGCACCAUUCUCUGGUUUAGGUGGCAUUGUAUACGAUAAGGACGCGAUUUAUGUGGAGACUGGAGGUGCUCAACAUUUUCAGAAGAAUGUAAGAUUUUUUACUUUGUUUUUGGUGUUUUAUGUAUAGCAUUGGAAGGGUUGUGGAUGAAAUACGGGUAAACGUUUGUAUGAGAAGUUUGUAGAUCUAAAAUAAGGUCUUUUUAACUCUAAACGCCUUAAAACAACCGCAUUGGACUUUCUUUAUAUAAAACAAGGUAUUUAAGCCUUUUUUUCAUACAAAAGAAUCGAAUUUUAACUGUUUUUACCUAAAUUUUCAGUCAAAAAGAGAUGUUAUUAUCGACGCCAUUGCGGACAACAAUAUGACUCUUGAUGAACAGCUCAACAACACUUCUCUGAAGCUUUUGUCAACUUCCGCUGCUAUAGAUAACACUGCGGUUGAGUCAGACGACGAAGAGGAUGAUGAUGAAGAUGUGGACGAAGAAGAAGAGAAAUUAGAGGAUGAAGAGGAAGAUUACGGUGAAGAUGAUUUUAAAGAGGAAUCAGAUGAAGAAACCAAUGAACUGUUGGGAAAAGUUAGAAGGACGAAAGAGGGGUUGAACGUUAUCUCUGAACAUUCUGGAGACUUUUCUGGAUUAAGAAAGAAGUCAAAGUUGAAUUACAAGUUUGAAACGGGAAGGAUAAGAUGGAAGGAUCUGGUUUAUGGAGGUAAAACUUAUAGUAUAGGUAAAAAUUCUGUUUUUCAGAUGCCCUAGACAUUAAAGAAGAAGACUCAGACGAAGAAGAUGAUCUACUAGGCGGUGGUUUACUCAAAAAAGCCAAAGCCUCGGUUCCAGAGUCCCAAAAAGCCUUCAAAGACCUGGAAGACGGAUUCUGUUUCUUCACUCCAGCUACUACAAGUUCUGAAGCUAGAAACCUGGAUUGGAGCAGUGAAGAUAUCAGAGAAUCUAUCAGAAAUUGUUUUGUUACUGGUAAAUGGGAAGAAGGUGAUGGAUUAGAAGGUUCGGAUGAUGAAUAUGGAGAUCUGGAUUUGAAUGAAGAUGAAAUGGAUAUUAAGGAAGAGGAUGGUGAUGAGAAGGAAGAGAAAGAGGAUGGGAAGAGUGAAGAAGGUAAGUUUUAUAAGUGAACAUAGGAACUGGUUAGCUAAGAGUUUGUUUAUGAUUCCAGCUGGACUAAUUUUUACGUGACUGGCUUUAUUAUGAGGUUUCAUAGGUUUAAUGAGAUGUUAUACGGUCUUAUAUUGGUAGUGUAAUAUGUUUUAUAAUUCUAAGUUUUUAAAAUUUAGAAAAGGACGAAGAACGACGAAAGUUGAGACAAAAGGCUAAGAUCAAGCUGAAGGAACAGUUUAAUGCUGAGUACGACGAAACUAACGAACAUUACAAUGCUUUGAAGGAGGAAUUAGAUGCUCAAGCUAAGGUACGACAAAGAAAAAGUUAUUUUUUUUUUCUUUUUCUUUAUUUUUCUAUUUUUUAUCUAUUUUUAAUCUACUUUUAUGUUUUUCUUCAAUUUUUUCAUAUUUAUAUUUAUUUUUGGUGAUUUUUAAACUUAUUUUUGAUUGUUUUUUUUUAUUUCUAUUUAAUAUUUUAAAUUUUUUGUAUUUUUUAUUCUUAUUUUUAUUACUUUUUCACUUUCAGCUCAACAAAAGUGAAUUCGAAAACAUGGACGAGUCGGAGCGUGAACUUCUAGAAGGCUACAGGCCCGGCCGCUACGUCCGUCUAGAAUUCCAGAGCAUUCCAGUGGAAUUUAUCGACCACUUCGAUCCACGAAGACCACUAAUUGUAGGCGGACUCCUUCCAGGAGAACAAAACAUGGGCUGUCUCCAAGUCAGAAUCCACAGACAUCGUUACUUUGAACGGCUUCUGAAGUCACGGGAUCCGUUAAUCAUUUCGUGCGGAUGGAGACGUUUUCAAACUAUGAUGAUCUACAGUAUUCAGGACCAUAAUAUGAGACAGAGGUUCUUGAAGUACAUUCCACAAAGCAUGUUCUGUCACGGAACGUUUUGGGGACCGUUGGUUGCGCAGAAUACUGGAUUUAUGGCUGUUCAAAGUGUGGAUGAGAAGACAGUAAGUUUUUGAAAUUUUGAAAAAAAAGUUGAUGAUUAGAUAAGUUAAGGUCGUGGGUUGCGUUUUUGUGGUAUUUUUAGGUUUAUAGGGAAGCUUUAGCCUUUAAAACCUAACUUAUACUUAAAAAUCAAAUUUUCAGAAAGGCUUCCGAAUCGCGGCUACAGGUGUCGUCCUCAACAUGGACAAGUCAAUGAAAGUGGUCAAAAAGCUCAAGUUGGUUGGAGAACCUUUAAAAAUCUUCAACAAAACCGCCUUCAUCAAAGGAAUGUUUAACAGUCAACUGGAAGUGGCACGAUUCCAAGGCGCCGCCAUACGAACGGUCAGUGGAAUCCGUGGUCUGGUCAAGAAGGCCGUGAAUGAUGAACCAGGAGCCUUCAGAGCAACUUUUGAGGACAUGAUCAGAAUGGGUGAUAUCGUAUUCUUGAGGUCAUGGGUCACUGUACCUAUUCCACAAUUCUUCGCUCCUGUAACAGACAAAUUGUUACCGUACGAAGAGCAAUGGGUGGGAAUGAAGACAGUGGGAAGGCUGAGAAAUGAACAAGGCACAAAGCCGGAGAUUAACAAAGACAGUUUGUAUAAGGUAAGGGUUGUGUUGUGGUUUGAGUGUGUAAGAUAAAACUUAUAUUGGGAUAGAAGUGUAUAAGGUAAGGGUUAUAUUGUGAUAGGGUGGGUAAGGUGAGAGUUAUAUUGGGAUAAGUUAUACAAGCCAAGAAAAGUAAUUUUUUUAUAUUACCCUACCUAUUUUCAGCCUAUAAAACGAAAGCCCUUCGUUCCAACCGAGCUCACUCUAACCAAGAAACUCCAAUCCGAGCUACCCUACAACCUGAAGCCUAAAGUCGAAACGGAAAGAGUGGUAAGGAAGCGGACAGCUCAAAUCGAAAAGAACACUGCUGUCAUCUUGGAACCACGAGAAGCUAAAAUACGAAAGGUCAUGAGCAUUCUGGAGAAAGUUCACGAAAAUCGACAGGAACAAGAAAAAAAGGAUUUGGAUAGGAGACAGAAACUGCAUCAAAAGGUAAGGGAGAUGAUGAUAUUGGGGGUUUUUUAUUUUGAGUGGGAUAGGAAAGGCUUUGAGGUGUGAUGUGUGAAGUAUAUGGAGAAGGUUUGAUCUUGAUAGUCUUAUCUAUAUAGCUCAAAAUCAAAAUUUUUUUUUAAAUGAAUAACUUUUCUUGUUGUUCUCUCUCGCUUUGUAUAUUUCUAUAUAUGUAUUUACGAAGUUAUAUUGGUUUAAUUUCAGAAAGUAGCCGAGAUUGACACGAAGCGAAAAGAGAAGAUGAUGAAGACCAAAGAGGAGAUUUGUCGCAAAUUGUCGAAAAAAGAAAUUGCCAGAUUGAGAAAGUCGAUGAAAGCUGUCAAAGGUCGAGGCGGUCGCAGAGACGAUUGA
Molecule: messenger RNA, 4854 nt
Organism: Bursaphelenchus okinawaensis
Lineage: Eukaryota; Metazoa; Nematoda; Chromadorea; Rhabditida; Aphelenchoididae
Source: the annotation of a GenBank genome assembly